AUGGGUAUAACCUUACUCUCUUGGCUUGGUGAAAGCCGCGGGUUGUGGCAACAUCAGGUUUCUGAAGGUAUGAUUCGGCUUCUCUGUAAUGUCAAGGUGUCAAAUUCUCCACCUAGUACCGAUAUCAGAUAUUGGACCGAGAGAACCGGAGUCACUUUUCCCAAUUUGGGCAACUUUUCUAUUGAAUGGGAAUCAAGUUCUCCUUUUGAAACACAACACCGAGACAGCCCUAAUCUCUUUACCGAGAAAUUUUAUCCCAACUGGCCCAGCAAAUUGGAUGACAAUACUGACUUUACAAUGCGCGUCUUCUUGGUAGCCAAUUCAGGUGAAAAUGAAGAAUCAUCUCGUGAGAAUAUUGCACCAUCAAGACCUGAGCUGAAACCCAAUUGGUUGACAGUGGAACAAUACAAUGCCUUUGCGAGCAUCCGGGCAGCGGGCCGAACACAAAUACGAAGUCUUCUCAAUGUCCUGUUUGAAGAGUUGUUACCGCUUGGGAAUCCUUGUUCCCAUAUUCUCAUUCGGCAGACUGUGUUCCAAAUCGGAGCUUGCGAUUGGAAAACUGACCUUCAACCAGAAUGGAACGGAAUGGGAGCUAUGGAAUUAUUUUGGUGUCGCGAAGUGAAUAAGCUUCGAGAAGCCCAAAAGUUGUACGAAAACUUGCUGUUGACUGGUGUCAUUAGCGGCUUUUAUGGACAGUACCACACGCCUCUUGAAGAAGUUGCGAUCCAGUCUUCUGAGAUUUUCGAGCAAUGGGCUGAAGCCUUGAAAUUGGAAACACAGAGCGUCGACCUGAUUGCAAAGCAAGCGUGUUUCCUCGGCUUUGCUAUACUGUGCCUUGCUUCAGUGAAUAUGACCUUUCCACACAGAAGCAAGCUGCUACGCUUUCUCGUGCUAUACAACGACCGGUUGCUGCUUUCGCAAGAAAAGGCUGACAAUGUCUUGCAGCAAGCUGUCAUGAAAGUGAUGGGGACAAAAUGGACCUCUGGCGACCGCGAUUUCACGACGAACCGCGAUUUGCUGCUUACAUCUCUUGUUCAAGCUGUCGUUGAGAGCGCACCUUCGGAUCUCGAGUGGUCGGAGGUGCAUUACGAUAGUGCUGAAAGUACAGCAUGCUUUGAGGCUGUUGUAGGGGGCCGACUCUUUUCGAUUAACUUGAAUAACGGCAUUGUUCUCGUGAAUGGAAAACCAAAAAGCUUUCUUCCGCAAUCGAUCACAUCGGACAGCUUCUAUGUGAGACACUUUGGCAAGGCUAGCCCUGAAGUAUCAGUCGAAGGACUACGGCAUUACCGGACAACGCGCAAAAUGAAAGAGCAUUUCUUCUACGACUUCGUCAGCGAUGCAGACGAUCGACUUCAUAUAUUUGAAUUCGACUCAAGGAAAGGGUUCCACAACUCCGAAAAGCUUGAACUAUUGGAUCGUGGCAGCGUAUCUCUCCAACCCCAUCUUGUCGAGCUGCACAGUCAUUGGCUAAAUGCUAGGCAGCAGUAUCUUUUGCUUCGCGACAUAUUGGUAGAAAGUCACCAAGUAUCGUAUGCAAUGAAACCUGGAAAGCUCCUUUCGAUUCCGCCUUCUUUUCAAUUUGCAUCGAUUCAGGAAAUAGACGAGAAUGAAGAGCGAUUUGAUGAAGUUCUCAUCGAUCGAUUCGGAGUCAUCAAGUACUCUCUUCCGCGUUAUGGACUCAACUUCACGCAAGUUGAUGAUGGGAUCAGAUCAGACGACUUCAAGGGCUACAUAAUGACCCCAGAGCAACAGCUAUCUGAUACACUACCAGGAUUCAAUACCUUUCUUUUGCUGUCGAAUGAUGAGGGUGAAGAGAUUGUAAUAGUUCCGUGUGGAGAAGUACUUCAAUCAGGAGAGAUAAGAAAUCUGGGUAAUUGGGACACCAAUAUGACCUUCCAUGUCUUUCAUACCCAUCGACGAUUCUGCUACCUUCAGUCUUCGAAUACACUUGGUCGGCUUCACCUGGCAUGUUUAUAUGCAUCCUCUGGAAGCUUGGUCCCAGACCGUAGAACCGGGAAAACCGGAUUUACAGUCGCUACGGAGCUUCUUCGGCAAUGCUUUCAAAACUUUUGUUUCUCUGAUGAGGAACUUGCUAAACUACGGAAUCUAUCAAGGCACAGUCAUCAUUCAUCUGCACUUCGCCUUCUAAUUUGGCAUAUCUAUCGUGGGUCUCUUUCUUUACGAGUCCCAUACAAGCGUACGCCGGAACAAGAAGAAUUCUUGGAUUUGGACAAAUUGGCAUCUGAAGAGUAUCGCACAUCUUUUUCUGGCCCGUACCUCACUUCUGUCGAGGAGCAGAGCGUCUUUUGUCGUGUUCUUAAAGGGCCAAUUGAAGCAUUCAAUGAGAGCAAAACUUCUGUUGAAGAAAGUGACACAGCCAAAUACAUCAAGAGGAUUGAAAUGGGUGAUUUUCAACCAUUGUUGUCAUAUGAAAAACGGAAUGGCACCUUACAAUUUCCGCUCACAAAUUCUUUUGAGGGCCAUGCAACCUUGGGCGGACAAGUUCCGAAGGGUCAGUUAAAGAGAUUUGAAGCACAAUUCUCCAAUGGAGCGUGUAUUGGUGAGUCAGAACUACCACCCACUGAUUCAGGCGAGGAUCACGAAGAAAGCAAGGGCACUACCAUAUGCGAACAGGUUUUCCUGGACUUGCGUACUAGCUAUCGGAUAUACGCUGACUUGUCUGUAAAGAAUGUCGUUGGUGGGAUUGUGGUUUUCUCUGAAAUCUCUGAAAUUGGAAGAGAAGUGCUGUUUAGGAGAGAAUCAAUUGAAAGGCGCCUACUUGGUGAGCUGAACAGUGCACUUUGCUCGAGACGACGCUUUGAUUUCUUUUUUCGCUCGAUGUGUAAAUUUGUUUCCAGCGAUCUCCUGCAAAUGAUUUAUAGCAAGUCGUCGUUGCGACGAAUUCAGCCAAGUGAGAACGGCUUUUCCUGGGUUCAAAGAAUCAAAUCACAAAUAAUCGACUGGGCUCUACUUUGUGUAUUUGAGGACAAACUCCGUCGUCUCGAACGUUUUUCAAGGCAAAGAAAGAUAGAAGAACUCAUUCAAGAGCUAGAAUGUACCAGAAUAUGGGAUCCCAAGCAGUAUCCUCGGUGGUUGGCAUUUGAGGUUGAGCAACAACUUCAAAUUCGCCCAGAACAAUUCAAGACUGUUGAUCAACUGCUAACGGAGUCAACAGGAUCAGUAAUCCAGCUCAACAUGGGGUCAGGCAAAACGAGAGUCAUGGUACCAAUGCUGAUCUUGGAACUCUGUCGCCAACAGCGCAAACUGGCACGAAUCAAUGUAUUGCCGUCAAUUCUGCAGGAAGCUCUACUAUUUUAUCAGCAGUCCCUUGUCGCAAGUGUGCAGCACACCAAAAUUUUCACCCUACCUUUUAUCAGAGACUUCGAUAUCGAUGAGUUUUCAGUAAAGAUUCUGGAUGAAGAAAUGAGGCGCUGUUAUAUGCAUGGAGGAUGCCUUAUUGUUACCCCACAGCAUCGGAAUUCGCUUCUCCUGAAACAGCACGACUGCAAUGUUUCUUUGAAGGCGGAUCUAUCAAAAACACUUAUUGUUGAUGUUUUGGACGAAAGCGAUGCGAUCUUGGAACCCAGCUUCCAGCUUGUGUACGCCAUGGGCACAAAACUGGAUCUCCCUUCUCGUUCAAAUCGUUGUACUAUGUUCCAGUCGUUGUUGACUAUUUUGAGUCGAGGAGAGUGUCAAGCCUUGUUAGGGUUGCUAACGGACUCGACAGCUUUCUACAAGCAAGAUAGCAAAUCUGGUAACUUCAAUGGCAUCAGAAUUCUGAAGCUAUCGAGAGAAGACAAAAACUUUCUUGCAAGCAAGAUUGCGGAACAUUUUGUGCGGAACCCACCGUCGGAUUUCCCGUGGCUCGAAACAAUGAAGCAACGACAAGAUAUUGAGUUGUUGGUAAGGCUGAUCUCUGAUCCGGAGUUUCAGAAUACGUCAAUUGUAAUCAGAGACACCCCUCUUUUCAAUUUAUUCGAAAAUGACAUACUCGCAGCACGUGGAUUCCUGGCCCAUGGCAUUCUCCUGCAUUCCCUACAAUCACGUUGGGGGGUAUCAUACGGUUUGCGUCAUCUCCAUGAUUAUGAUACACAGAUGGCAGUUCCAUAUUCAGCUAGCGAUACACCAAAAGCAAGAGCAGAGUUUAGUCACCCUGACGUAGCGAUUGCAUAUACGAAUCUCUCCUAUCUCUAUUUGGGUCUGACAAAGCAGCAGUUUCGAAGAGCUCUUGAUUUGCUAGAUGCAAAAGGACUGAGUGUGAAGCUCUCAACGUAUGACACCUGGAUCGAAAAGGUUAGACUCGACAUUCCUACUAAUGAACUCGAUCGUUUUGAUACAUACGGGAAAGUUGACACCAGCAAUCAUGCCCAGUUUGAACUAAUGCACCACAGACUCAAUCGAUGCAUGGAGGUUGUGUUUUUUUGGUUGAACGAGGUUGUUUUCCCGGUCGAGACGAUGCAAUAUCCACAGAGAAGGAUUUCAAGCGCGUGGAAUCUGGCGGACACAGAUCAUGUAAAGCAAAUCAUUGGCUUUUCUGGAACGGACGACAACCGAUUUCUUUUGCCCUAUCAAGUCAAGCAAAUCCAGCAUGCCGACAAGGAGCUGUGUGCCACGAAUGGAAAAAUGAUCGAUCUUGUCCUUUCGUGCACCCAAAAGGUCCACCAAGUAGUUAUGGGCAAUUCGGCAAUCUGGGAAAUCAUUUUGGACGACUGUUUUCAGUUGAAGGUACAAGCAUUGAUUGAUACUGGGGGAUUGAUGGCGGGUUCCAAACGCGAUUCUGUUGUCAGACAUGUGGCAAUGAAAUUGAAAAAUGAAAGAUGUGUCUUUAAAGGCUUUGUUUACUACUCGACAGACAAGGAGCGCUGGGAAGUAUUCGAAAUUGCAACCGGACGGACACAAUCCAUCACCCGAUCAACACUUUCAGCCUGUGAUUGUUUUGUGUAUUUUGACGAGAGCCGCUGCAGAGGGACCGAUUUCAAACUUCUUAGGGACUCUUCUGCUCUUGUCACUCUGGACAAAAGACUUACCAAAGACAAAUUCUUACAAGGUUGUGCCCGGAUGCGUCAGUUGUUCCCUGGAGGCCAGUCGUUGAUUCUGGGGGGUACCACAGAGGUUGUGACCAAGAAGUCGACAACCUUGGAUAUUCUAAACAUGAUUGUCGAAAAUGGUAUCAAAUCUGUGGAGAGAGCGCUUCCAGUCUACGUGCAAAGAGCAAAAGACUUCAUUUCUUUUCCGAGACCUGCCAACGAUAAUUUCGAGUUGAACGAGAUGUACAGCAAAAGCAUUGUACAGAACCAGUCAUUUCAUGAAUAUUUGGACAGUGAUGGAGAAGUCGUAAGCACGGAGAGCGCAUUUCUGCAAGAUGUGACAGAAUACGCAAGAUCAAUCGGAAAGGAAGUUGAGGUUGCGGCCACAAGUGGAGCAGAAGAGUGCGAGAAAGAGGUUCAUUCGGAAUCUGAGCAGGACGAGGAACGUGAAGUAGCAGUAACAUCGCAAAGUCCACGUUCUCAAGAAGACUGGGACUACUGGCUGUUAUUCAAUGAACCACAGCGCCUCUUCCUGUCUCAUUUCCAUCAGCUAUCGGAUUUGAUCGAAGAAUAUGGAGUCACAGAAAUGAAUGCUAUUCAAUGGAGCAAGAAGAUUUUCUGCACGCCAAACUUCUGGGAGACCAUCGAAAAGGCGAAGGAAUGCAGUGGCGUGUCUCCAUUUCUACGCCUCGUUGAUCCAUUGGUUAUAUUUCCAGAUGGAAGAGUGGUGCUCAUAUCAUUGUACGAGCUCAACAAUCUGUUGCCACUGUGGUGGGGACUGUCAGAUAAACCAAAUGUCUCAAUCGAUCAUGUGUUUCAACUUUCUUGUGACUGUCCCAGCCUUGGACAGUGGUCACUUCCUGUAUCAAUUGAAACAUUAGUGUCUCUCAAGCUGUUCCGUGGCGAUGUGAAGUUCGGCUUGGAGGAGGAAAAGGUCAUCCUUCGCCAGAUGCUCCAUGAUCUAGAGAGGCCCGUUGACAGUAUGAAGCAGCUUGUAUCGACUCGCAACCGCCUGAGCCGUUACGAAAAAAGCGAUCUUUCAGACAUUGCUUACUUAUUGUCGCUUCCCCCGAUUUGA
Messenger RNA from Cylindrotheca closterium, 6105 nucleotides. Lineage: Eukaryota; Bacillariophyta; Bacillariophyceae; Bacillariales; Bacillariaceae. The record is from the annotation of a GenBank genome assembly.